AUUUUAUUUUGAUUGUCUAUCUGUACUGCCGCCAUUGCCCGUCACCUACUGCCGGUACCUGUCCCCUCGUGAGCCCUAAUUUGCUCAGGUGACUCUGCGACCCCUGAGUUUCUGUUCUAUUCGAUUCCGAGUUACUCAAAGGUGACGUUGAAUUUGGUAAUACCAUAUUACAAUACAGAAUUUCGCGUAGAUUCAGUCAAUGGCUCACAAUCAGGUUGAGCAUCUUGCUCAGCGGAAACAUUUUGCUACGUGUUGGUCCAUGGAAGCUGUGAAUCUUGCAUUAGAGAAAGGCGAUGUGUUCAAAGCAAUGUUUCGAGUGAAUGCACAUAAUCGGGUUGAGGCCUAUUGCAAAAUUGAUGGAUUGCCAGUUGAUGUUCUUAUUAGUGGAUUCUAUAGCCAAAAUAGAGCUGUAGAAGGUGACAUUGUUGCAAUCAAAGUAGACCCUUUUUCAUUAUGGACAAAGAUGAAAGGGUCAGUAGAAGCUUCCCCAGAGAAGCAGCUUUUACAUAGCACAAAUGAUACUUUCAAUGGCCAAGACCUAAUUAGACCUGCAAACUUUGAGCUGGAUCACACAACAGCUUCUUCACCUAAUGAAGGAAGAGAAGUUGUAAGUUUAGUGGAAAAACUGUGCACUUUAAUCACUUCAUUCCCAUCAAAAAGGCCAACAGGUAGAGUUGUAGCAAUCAUUGAAACAUCUCCACGUAGGAACUCCAUUGUUGGUUUCCUUAGAAUUAAAAACUGGUUAUCCAAGAAGACUAAGCUUCCAUCAUCAUCUUCAAAACAUGAACACAUCCAACUCAUACCCACCGAUCCAAAAUUUCCCAAAAUGAUUGUUCCUGUAAAAAACUUACCUAACACCAUCACAAAAAGAUUAGAUGACUGUGACUUAACCCUAGAAACUGACCUCAUUGCUGCACAAAUUGUGGAAUGGAGUGAAGAGUAUGACAGUCCAUUUGCUCAUGUUCUUCAUGUUUUUGGAAGAGGUGGAGAGGUGGAAUCACAGAUUGGUGCCAUUUUAUUCCAAAACUCAAUUAAUUCUUCCGACUUUACCCCUGAAGUAAUGUCAUGUAUACCUCAUCUUUCUUGGAGAAUACCUGAAGACGAAUUAAAACAUAGAAGAGAUUUAAGAAACUUAUGCACGUUUACCAUAGACCCUGCAACCGCUUCUGAUCUUGAUGAUGCCCUUUCGGUUGAAAAGCUACCAAAUGGUGUUUACAGGGUCGGUGUUCACAUUGCUGACGUGUCAUAUUUUGUCCCCCCUCAUACCCCUUUGGAUCUAGAAGCCCAAAUCCGAUCCACAAGUGUGUAUUUACAGAAGAAAAAGUUACCAAUGCUUCCACCAAUUCUUUCAGAUAAUCUAAGUUCACUUUCUCCUGGAGUUGAAAGACUUGCUUUUUCCAUCAUCUGGGAUAUAAAUCUUGAUGGGGUGGUUCUAGACCGUUGGAUCGGUCGGACUGUUAUAAAAUCUUGUUGUAAACUCUCAUACGAACAAGCUCAAGACAUUCUUGAUGGGAUUUCAAAUCUUUAUUAUCCUCCUCUAGUGAUUACAUCUGUCAACAAUCUUUAUGAAAUAUCCAAAGUCUUGAAAGAAAAAAGGUUUAAAGAUGGCGCAUUGUCUCUCGAAAGUCCAAAAAUCAUGUUCUUGUUUGAUAAAAACGGGAUCCCGUAUGAUUGUGUUCUUUCCGGAAGGUCAAAGUCAAACUUUCUAGUAGAGGAGUUUAUGCUUUUGGCUAAUACUACAGCUGCUGAUGUCAUCACACGCGCAUACCCUUCUAAUGCUUUGUUACGGAAACAUCCGGAACCAAAGCUAUCAAAACUUAAAGAUCUUGAAACUUUUUGCUCCAAACACGGUUUACAUUUAAACACUUCUACUUCGGGUCAACUUCAUCAAUCUUUGGAAAACAUAAGACACGAACUGAAGGACGAUUCCGUCCUUUUCCAUGUACUUAUGUCGUAUGCUACACGCCCAAUGCAGUUAGCCACGUAUUUCUGUAGUGGUGAUUUGACAGAUGGUGGUGAAGAUUGGGGGCAUUACGCGUUAGCGGUCCCACUUUAUACUCAUUUUACUUCUCCUUUAAGACGGUAUCCUGAUAUUAUUGUACACCGGAUAUUAGCUGCAACAAUUGAAGCUGAAGAAAUGUUGAAGAAAAAUGGAGGGAAAUUGUUUGAAAGAUGCUUUACAAGGUUGGUGUUUGAGAAAGUGGAAAGUUUUCAUGUUCAAAAGGCGUUGGUGGAUGCGGGAAUGAAAUACGCGGUUCCUGGGACCCAGUUGCUUGCUGACGUGGCGACUCAUUGUAAUGAAAGAAAACUGGCGAGUAGGUAUGUGAAGGAUGCUACUGAUAGGCUUUACAUGUGGCUUUUACUGAGGAAUAAAGAUGUUUUCCUUUCAGAAGCUAGAGUAUUGGGAUUGGGACCAAAAUUCAUGUCGAUAUAUGUGACUAAGCUGGCUAUGGAGCGGAGAAUAUACUAUGAUGAGGUGGAGGGUCUAAGCGCGGAAUGGCUUGAUGCCACAUCAACAUUGGUCCUGAAUUAUUAUCCAAAUAACCGCUCGCAUAAUAAAAAAGGAAGCAGUAAUAAAUUCAAGACAAUUGAAGAAGUGGCAAUGGUUUCCAUUCCAUACAACAUGGAAAUGGAAAUGGAAUCAGAAGAAGAAGUAGAUGCAGCAUUUGGAGAGAUGGGAAUCUCGGAUUCCGUGGUUGUUCCGGAUUCCGACAUCAAGCCGGCUUUCUUUCCGCUUGUGUUGCAUAUCCUUUCAACGAUUCCGGUUGCACUUCACCCGAUUGGUGGAGACGAUGGGCCAAUUGAUAUAGGGGCAAGACUGUACAUGAGCUCUUAUUUUAGUUAGGUUUUCUAUUAAUCUGAAAUUUUAAAACUGCUUGUUGUUGAAUGUUGACUGGCACACACAUACUGUUUAUUAGAAAAAGAGUAAAAGAUGGAAGGAAAAGGGAGUGAGAAUAAGAUGUAGAUAAGAAGGAAGGAGGU
Molecule: messenger RNA, 2982 nt
Organism: Lactuca virosa
Lineage: Eukaryota; Viridiplantae; Streptophyta; Magnoliopsida; Asterales; Asteraceae
Source: the annotation of a GenBank genome assembly